GCUUUGAAUCAUAGCUACAGUGCAUUGCAUUCACUGAACACUGCAUUCAAUCACUCAUUGAAUCGCUGAUCGAGUGAUUCAUUGCCUGUCCAUCCAUUCGCUCAUCAAUUGAUCCACUCGUGUGUUGGGAACCGAUUGGUGACAGUGUUGUGGCUGUGAUUUGAAUCGUGCGGACACGUGAGGGCAUCACUAUAUCGUUGGGCAACACUUGAGGGCAACACGUGCUCACCAUUGCAUACAAAUGGCGGACACCAAUAGACACCAAUAUAAUGACAAUCAGGCGCUCAGGAGCGGUCGUGGAUUCGGUCCAUCCGGAGGAGGAAAUCGCAACUUCGGUGGCAAUGAUUUCAAAAAUUUUGGCGGCGGAGGAGGUGGUGGUGGCGGCGGACGAGACCCCCCCUUCACGGUCUUCAUCGGCAAUUUGCCCCGAAAUGUGAUUCAGGGAGACAUCGACGAGAUCUUUAAGAAACUCAAGAUGAGAUCAGUUCGGUUAGUGAGAGACAAAGAGACGGAUCAAUUCAAAGGCUAUUGUUAUGUGGAGUUCGAAGACGAAGAGUCGCUGAGAAUGGCGCUCGAGUUUGACGGAGCGGACUUCAACGGACAUAUACUAAGAAUAAAUAUCGCAGAAAAUCGACGAAACGACAAAGGGGGCGGUCGUGGAGGCCGUGGAGGUUUCGAUCAAAGGGGUGGAAUGAACAGAGACAGGGGUCAAAGGCCGCCGAACAACAGGGGCUUUGGGAACGACAGACCCCCGCAGAACCGGUUCGGCGGCGGCGACCGACCGCGCACUGGCAGCGGAUCCGAUAACUUCAACCGCAACGACAGGAACUACGAGCGCAACGACCGCUUCGACGGAGGCCGAGAUGGCGGCGGCGGCGGAAGGAGUGGUUACGACCGGCCGUCCGACAGAGACAGAGGCGGCUUCCGGAGCGGUGAUCGGGGCGGCGACCGACGCAACUUCGGCGGCCGUUAUGGCGGCAACUUUGGGGGCAGAGAUCGCGACCGACGGCCUCCGCCCUUCAAUCCCGAAGAGUUCAAAGAGCUGACGGAAGAGGAAGCGGCGAAUCGUCCGCGUCUGAACUUAAAGCCGCGUUCGGUGGGCGCGCCCCUCAACGACUUGGCCGAGACUAAGACGCGCGACUCGAUCUUCGGAGGCGCCAAACCCCGAGACGAGCGCCAGUAUGAGGAGCGCCGACGCAAAGAAUCGGAGAGCAAGGACUCGAGUGACGGCAAAGUGAGUGAUGACGGCUUGGAUGUAACGAAAGCUGACGUUAACUGAGUUUGUGGUCUCUCUUUGUGUUCCGCCUCUUUAGGACCAAUGAGUAGUGAUUUAUAUGGCGUUUGAUUUGGUGGUCGUAUUGAUUGCAUGUUAUAAUUGUCUUCACUAUGGGUUCAAUAAUUUAUUCAUAAUAUAAGGUUUACAACACAUCUGUUGUUCUCUCGAUUUAUUCAUUAAUUUUUGUGUUACCUAUCGAUUCGGUACUAAGAUUUUAAAAGCGAUUCAAAAUUUAAUGCCAUUAAUAGUAUCGGACGUGUAAUUCGUAUAUAAAUUAUACCUUUUUGUUUGUAUUGAUUUACGAGCGAAAUGUCAUUAUAUUAUAAAUUAAUUAUUAGUUUCACACUUCCAUUGGAGUUGACAUUCAUUCUCACUUCAAAAUAUUGUAAAAAUAGUUUGAAAAGUGCUUUAAUUAAUGAAUUGGAAAACAAAUAUAAUACAUUUUUACUUUAAAACUUAAAAUACAACAACUAUUUAUUAAUUAUAAUUAUUUAAACAUAAUUUAAAACAAAAACGAUGAUCGCGAUGAUGUGUUUUGAUAUGAUUAAGUGGAUGUAGAGUUGUUUGUGACCCAAUCGGGCACAUGAUUUAAGUCAAACAAUAAUUGCCCCCAACUGUUGAUUAGCGCCAAUUCGAUUCCAAUGCAAAGCAGAUUCAUUACUAAUCCGGGUUUUAUCUGUAAAUACAUUACUAUUUCAAUUCAAUUCUCAAUUCCAAAUCAUUGAUUCCAAUUGACUGCAAAUCGACUC
Oppiella nova is the source of this 2025-nucleotide messenger RNA. The record is from the annotation of a GenBank genome assembly. Lineage: Eukaryota; Metazoa; Arthropoda; Arachnida; Sarcoptiformes; Oppiidae.